Phytophthora nicotianae INRA-310 is the source of this 195-nucleotide messenger RNA. RefSeq lists its product as hypothetical. The record is from RefSeq and is a predicted model, not a curated record. NCBI's taxonomy places the organism in Eukaryota, Oomycota, Peronosporomycetes, Peronosporales, Peronosporaceae. Bases 1 to 195 code for a protein of 64 amino acids. The transcript has 2 exons.
AUGGUUGAAUCCGCGGAUGCUCUACUUGGGCAACUCGUGCGGGGUUUGAUCCGGGUUGUUACUGUUAUUGCGCCAACGCUGUCGACGAGCAUUACCUGGGACUACAACGAUGAAGAAGUGGGACCCAUUGUACCGGUGAGCACGUGGUCUAUUCAAUCCAACUAUCCCAUAUCGCUCAAACAGUUUUUCCGUUGA